GGUUACUACUCCUAAUUCUCCUGGAAUCUUAGCCCAAGAUGGAUCAAACUGUGAUCUUUUUUUGGGUGCUACUCUCAGCAUCAGGUAAUGUGCUGUGUGUGUGUGUGUGUGUGUGUGAGAGAGAGAGAGAGAGAGAGAUAUCUUUGCUUCACCUUCUUUUCUGUCUUGCAUACAUAAAGUCGAACAGCAAUUUCAAUAAAUAAAUGCUUAAAUCAGAAUUGAAAAAUAAAGGACAAAGUCUGUAGCACAGUGGUAGGGAAGGCUCCAAGUUCCAACCCUGGUAUCACCAUAUAGGGUUGGGAAAGUCUCUUGACUGAAACACUGGAGAGUUUCUGCCAGUCAGUGUAGACAAUACUGAUGUAGAUGGACCAAUGAAUUUAAGUCCGUAUAAGGCAGCUUCAUAUAUUCCUAUGAAGAAACGAAUGUUGACUGUUUUCAUAUAUGAACUGCUUGAACCUUUUAGAGCAUAGUCAUAGGUAUCAACUUUGCUGUAGAAAAUUGACUGUCAUUUGCUUUGUUGCAAACUUGGUCUUCAGAUUAUGGUCUGUGCAUCCAUCUAGAGUUAGCCACCCUUAUGCACACUUCAGGGAAGUAAGUGCCAUUGACUUGUUUCUCAGGAAACAGGAACAGACCGCAAAUCUUGUCGGGAGCAAUGGGAUAAGUUUGUCAAAACCAAUUUAUUCUACUGGUUUCAGUGGGGUGAACUUUGGCUGGAUCGGUAUGUUAGUGUUCGUUAGAAAAUAAAUUAAAAACCAUUACUCUAUUCAUUUCACAACCUUGCCUUUGUUUGGGGGAAAUUAUUGAAUGAUUUAUUACUUUGAUUACAUUUGGCAUUCAAUUCAGGGAAGUUAGGUUUCAGAGAAUAGUUUUGAGAUGUAGACUAGGUAGAUUGUCUAGGGAACUUUUUCUAUCCCUCUCCACUGGAGGCUUGAAAGAAAAACAGUUUUCAAAAAGGUCAUUAAGAAGCUAAAUCAACAUUUUUUUUGUUAGGAAUCUUCCCAAACAUAUUGGGUGGUAUUCAACUAAGUUUUACAUAUAGUAAACACACUAAAAUUAAUGAACAUGACUAAGUUAGGUCCAUUAAUUUUAAAGGAUCUGCUAUGGGCAGAGGUGCCAGCUUCUCCAGACUAUUUAGGGGUCCUGUCAUGACAUCCCAACAUCAUGCACAUGAUAUCGUGCAACGUUCUGAUGUCACGCGUGUGGCACUGCAUGGCAUUCUGAUGUUGUGUGACUUUAUGAUGUCACGUGCGUCCCCUCAAUUGUCCAGAGAAGUUGGCCCGUCCUUCUCUAAAAUAAGAUGGGGGAGAAAGCUAAAGUGCUUUGGCCCCAGACGCCGGCACCCUUGGCUCUAGAUAAACACCACCUGGAGUCCAGAACCUCUGAGCAUCAAAUUUGUGCUCCUACUUAUACUACCUAUAGAACACUCAAGCUUGAAAGGCAGUUUUUACCUCAAUGUAAAAUGGAUUAGAUGUAUUUUAGAGCGUAGCAGCUUCUUCAGCAUGUGCCCAGUUGAAGUUCAUGUUUUUGAUGUGGUAUGGGAUCUUCCCCCCCCCCCCAAUUGCCCCCAGAAGGUCGCAGCCAUAGGCGCCAACUCCCUGGGGCCCUGGAUGCCUCAGCACUCACAAAAUUCCCCAUGAAGGGGCUGGACAACCACAAAAUUUGGUGCUAAGGCACCCAUGGUCCUGGGGCCAAGUUGGCACUCCUGGUCCCAGCAGAUGUUGCCACGGGUUUCCUGCACGCACAGAUUCAGGGUCUCCCUAAUCAUGGGCAAUAGGAUGGAAGAUUCACUUCUAAAACAAGUUUAGAAGGAUUGUGGAAAGUAAGCCCCUCCCACAAUCGAUAGAACUGAUCAUUAAUCACAUACACUAUUCCCAAUCCUUAGGGGGGACGCCUCAUAUCUUACAGAGCCAAAAUGGCAUUCCAAAAAUGAAAAAGGAUGCUAUCAAUAGGUUUAGGGGAAACCCAAGAUUUGCAAUUGUAUGGAAUUUUUUUACAGAAGAAAAGUGGACCAAGCAUUCCACACAGGGAAUGGUGUCCUCAGGGGCCAAUAAAUAUUGACUGUUGGGGGCAGGUAGAGAAAACCAAGGGACAGAGGGGAGCAAUUUGAUUCAGUUCACAUUUAAAGGUGAACCUACCUACCAUGCACUUUCUGAAACAAUACACAAACUAAAACACAGCCAUCCUUUGAGAUCUUAUUCUGUGGAUAAGUAAUGCAUACACAAAUGCAUAGACUAGGAUAAAGGGUGCCUAAACAUGCAUAUGUAAGUGAAAAUAAUGGAAGAAAUGCAUUAUAUUAGGGAAAACAGCUUUGCAAAAAAAUGUGUAAAGGUAAAGGUAAAGGGACCCCUGACCAUUAGGUCUAGUCGUGACCAACUCUGGGGUUGCGGCGCUCAUCUUGCUUUAUUGGCUGAGGGAGCCGGCGUACAGCUUCCAGGUCAUGUGGCCAGCAUGACUAAGCCGCUUCUGGCGAACCAGAGCAGCGCAUGGAAAUGCCAUUUACCUUCCCGCCGGAGCGGUACCUAUUUAUCUACUUGCACUUUGACAUGCUUUCGAACUGCUAGGUUGGCAGGAGCAGGGACCGAGCAAUGGGAGCUCACCCCGUCGUGGGGAUUCGAACCGCCAACCUUCUGAUCGGCAAGUCCUAGGCUCUGUGGUUUAACCCACAGCACCACCCGUGUACAAAGGGGCAAAUAUGAAUUCCGCAUGUGUAUAUUAGGAGAAAUUUGCACUAAAAUGCUGAUAAAUUUUAUGAGGACUUUAAAAAUUACAAACUGGAUUGGAAAUGUGAAAAACUGAAAGGAUUGGAAACAUGAGGAAUGGGGAGAAACCAAGAUGCACAUAUUUGCCCAUUCCUAGGUAGGGGGAACUGAAUUAGAGUAGGGAAUCUUGAACUGAGGCUACUGCACACGCCAACAUUUUUGUUGUAGGUCUCACUUAUUUAAAACUCAUUUUUAAGUAGUUGUUCCACUCCAGCUGGUUUGGACUAUAAAUUCCCUGGCUCAAUAAUGUUUUGUAUAGUGACUAGCUGUGCUGAAAUAUAUUUUGAUGCGAGUUGCGACUAUUGUUUUGUAGGCUCUCCUGGGCAUCAGUCUUAAACAAGAACCACUGUGUGCCAGAUCCUGCCACCCACACAAAGGGGAAAAGUUCGGAAGCCAGGAGGGAAGGUGUGGCUGGGGAUGGGAAGAGAAGGUUGGCAAGGGUUGGUCAGUGCUAGAAAUUUCCUUUCUCUCCCUGCCAGAAACAGCGUAGGUUGUUGCGUGACCAUGACGUCUGUGGUGUGUGAUGGUGUACUCAAACUGAUUUAGAGAGGAGGAAUUCAAUGACUUGGAAAUGCUUUUCCUUUCCUACACAUCACUCUUUCCUGUGUUUUCUUGUGCAUUACCCAUGUCAUCACCCCCAGCAUGGGUUGCAUCCAAUUUGAAAAACUUCCAUUUUAAAAAAUGAACCAACCACAACUUACACAUUUUAUUAAUUAACUAAUUGGAAAUACAUCACUUUUUAAUAUUAAGUGUCCAAGGUACUAUGCUGUGUAACAUUUUUGCUUGAAUUGUAUUUUACUUGAAUCUGCCUUAAAUAACUCUAGUUACUGAGUGUUGCUGUUACAUUCAGGUCCUGUUGCAGGCUUCCCACAGUCAGAACAGGAUACUGGACUAGCAGCUACAUCUAGUUUCUGACUUCUGUAGUUAAAGAGGUUGUCAUAACUGUAUUUGCAUGGAAGCAAAUAUCUAUGUCAAUGCAAAGAAAUCCCCCCCCCAUUUGCCCAAAUAUUUCCUAUUAUGGAGAAUAUUCAUUCCAUGCAGCUAUUUAUAACUGAGAAGGCAUCAAGGGACUCUCCACCACCCCAGUUGGUUGCAUUCCAUAAGCAUUACUUUUGAAUUCUUGAAAACCCUUGAGAGGUUUCUCUGAGCAUUCAGCCAUAAUUCUCAAGAGCAGUCUUCUUCAACCUGGUGCCUUCCAGAUGUCAUUAGCCUAUAACUCCCAUCCCAAACAACAUGAAUGGGGCUGAUGGGAGUAGGCUUCCAAAAACAUCCAAAGAGCACCAGGCUGGUGAAGGCUUCUCCAAAGGGUUCAAUGAUGGAGGCUUGAAAAUCAGCCCACCACCAUUCACAGUGGGAAGAGAUGCUCAGAACAUCAUUUCCUCCUGAAGCAGAAAUCUAUUGGGUCUUAGCCUUUUCAAGAGCAUGCUGCCCUCUCCUACCUACUCCCUGUCCUCAAGGUGAAGUAUUUUUGUGUGUGUGUUGGGGAAGAGGGAAGAGGCAACAGGCUGUGAACAUCAGCAUGGAUGUAAGAAAAAUCGAGGUGGAGGAACCAGUCCACUUCAGUCCUGCUCACUGUAAUUCCACAGACCUAGGUGCGCAAAUAGAGCACUGAAAGCAUAAGCUGUGGGUCAGUUAAAGCACAACAGUUGAGGUCCAAUUCCUUCUUCUGCACUCAUUCCCCAGUUUUGAACACCCAAUCCCAGACAUCAGAUAUAGAUCUUCAGUUCUGGUAAUGUCUGGGUGAUAAAAACACAUAUGGGACAUCUCUUAAUUUAAUAUCUAUAAUAUCUAUAUUCACACACACGAGAGAGAGAGAGAGAGAGAGAGAGAGAGAGGGAGAGAGACCACUUUAUCGUGGUCCUUAGACCCAAAAUACACAGUACAACAAUAGUACAUAUUAACAGUUAUUAAGGUGUAAGAUCAGCCUUGCUGGCCAACAGAGGAGCUUUAGCUGGUACAUACUGAUUUCUUAUUUUUAUUGCCUUCAAAAAGUGUAACAGUAUCAAACUUAUCCUCAAGGAGAACCUUGACAUGAAAUGGGUCAGUAUUUCUAGGUUGUUCCAAUAGUAUUGGAUUGAUUAGAUGCUGUCGAACCUGUUUAUACAAACGACAGUUUAUUAAAAUAUAUUCCAUAUAUUCAACAUCCUGGGAACAUGGGCACAGCCUAUCUCGGUAUGGGACACCAGCCAAUAUUCCCCUCAGCACUUCAGAUGGGAAAACAUUUAAUCUGACUUUAGAAAACAGAUGGCGAUAGUUAGAUACAGUCAAAUUCUUAAGAUAGGGAGAUAACAAAAAACCCUGUAGGUAUUGGAAUCCUGACACAGAUGGGCCACAGGUCACAUGUGAGCAAGAUCGGAAAUCACUAAAGGUGAUAUCCCAUAAGCUCUGUUUCACAGUUUUGAGGGCAGUAUCAUACCCCAGGUGGGUAAGAAAAAGGUUGAAAGACCUAUCAAAGAGGCCUUACAUGCCAUGGUUUUUGACCAGGAGCCGAUGUACUCCUCAUUUAUCAAAUGAAGGAAUAGCCCAUUCCCAAAGCCAUACAUGCAGAUUCUUAGCCAAUAUUUCAAAGCACUCCACCAGUGGGUAGGGAGAGAGAGGAAUUACAUGCUGCCAGGCUACAAACAUUGUAAAAAUUAGUUUCAUAGCAAGGCUCAAUACACUCAUUGUUCUUCCCCCUGGAUAUUAUUUACACAUUUCCCAACUAUUGCAGAAAUAGCCUUUCAUUGCUAAUCAUUAUUUUUCAUUAUACUUUCCCACAGUCAUACAGAAGAAGCUUAGCUGUCUUUAAUAACCUUUAAAUGUAUUUAUAUAAAACAAUAAACUCCUCUAUAAACCUUAACCUUUUUUAAGCUCAGCAGUAGUAGCUUUAGUAAAUUCACUUAUUAAAUAUUUCUAUUUUGGUGUUCUUUAGCUUGUAGGACAAGUCUCCCCUUGUCCUACCUGGAGAUGCUGGGAACUGAACCUGGAAACUUUUGCGUGGAAAGCAGAUGCUCUGGCACCAAGCUGUAGCUUAGCUGAGAGGGAAUGGAGCUAGGGUUCUCAUUGCCUUACAUGAGGAGGGACCCCUUAAGGGGUGUAGGUGUGGAUCAGUCUACCUGAGAUGAUGAUUGCAUUGCUAUGCCACUGGGAUGCUGAGCAACAGUCAUAGUCAUGUUUGCACAUAGUCAAGACCCAUGUUUAUCCAAAGCCUGUGUCCCGUGUGUUCCUCUUUGACCUCUAUGAAGGAUACUCCCAACGGCAGGUGCAAAAGAUUUGCUGUGGUGCAAUUACUGUCUUCUGCAAAUUACGCCUUCUACAGAGGUUUCGCUGGGGUUCUAUGGAAGCAUUUUGAGAUUAUACUAGCACCACUUCAGAACAAAAGGAUUAUGAAAAGGAGCUACUCUGUGUGUGGUUAAGUGGCAGUAAUCAUAAAUUAAAUGCUAUCAGAUUUCCAGAAGCCGGUAAGGUUAUAAAGAUGAUCAGAAGAAUGAUUCAUGUUGUUUGAAUUUAAGUACUAACAUUCAUUUCCUUAAUACUAGUCAAACACUGUGAAAUGCUGCUCUUAAAACAGAACUGAGUUUUGUUGAAUAACGUCCCAUUUCAAGAGUCUAAAAAGUAAUUGUUCAAACUCUGUUCUUUGAUUCCCCCCCCCCCCCCGUUUGCAGUUUAUACAGUAACAUAAAAAUUUGCUCUGGCUGUGAGAGAAAUCCUUUCCCAGCCCCAGUAGCGUAGCUGGGGGGGGGGGGGCCAGGGAGGGUGGUCCACACUGGGUGGCAGGCUUACCCAAAGGGUGUCCCGGGUGUCGCACAGCCUGCAGAGUGCCCCAGCCACCACCUCCUGCUUGGCUGUGGAUGGCCUGGAAAAUCAGCAUGGCCUGGAGCUCAGCUUAUUUGCCCCACCCCAUGGGUGGCUUGCCCUGCCCCUGCGGGCAGUGCAUGCACCAGCCCCGGGCACCCAAGCGGCUUGCUACACCACUGCCCAGCCCUGUCAACUAGUGGCUAACCUCCGUCUACAGCAAUGUCAACCAGCAAUCAAGGAAGGAGGGGGAGGGAUGCAAGUUGGCAAUGGUUCUUCUUUACUACUGCCAGCCACAACAGUGCUGUGCUGUGGCCUAAUCCUGGAAUUACAAUCCAGGAGUAUACUAGAAAGAGCAGGUUCUCCCUCAUGUAUGUCACUCUGGCCCUGCCUCCAGAAGUGAGCUAGUGUUGCAGAUUGGCCUCCAAUGUACAACUUCCAACUUGUACAGCUCCUGCUUUGAGCUCAGAUGAAAUGGAACUUUUAGCAUACAGUGCUCUUAUUCAUUUGGGGUUUCUUUUUGUUUGUAAGAACACAACUUGAUUGCAUUUAAGAUUGAAGCCCUACAUAUGAGACCCCUAAGAUUUGUAACUGCAUUCCACUAUAAAGGUUGCAGAAAUUGGAUUUGCUAGAGGAGUGUCCUUGUUCUUCUUCUUCUUGCUAGCAAAAGUGGCAUAUUUUUAUUCAUUGUGAGCAUGGCAUUCAAUGAAGCCAUUUUUUUCUUCUUGAUGAGGAACAUUUCCUGCUACAUAUUAAACCACAUCAAUUCAAUGAACAAUUUUGAAAUUGUAUUCUUGCAAUGUUUUCUUGAUUCUCUUUCCUCUCUCCCUUUUCUUUUAAAUAGGAGUGAAAUCUGCCACAACAGUAGCUAAAGGUAAGCAGCAUCUCUUCUGCUACAUAAUAUAAUGUUGAAUUCCAGUUCCCGGCAUGCUGAUAAUAUAGCAUCGCUUUCUCAUGCAGAAAUUUGCUAGUGGGUAGCCUGCGAACCCCUUCAGAUGCUGUUGGAGGAGCCUAAUUGCUGGGGCUGUGCAGGCCCCUCAAUGCAAUCUAGGGCCCUAUCUGACACACUGGAGCAACCCAAUCUGACCCAAGCUGAUCUGGGUCCAACCCAGCCUGACCCAAUAUCUUGUGAAUUGCCCUGUGAUCUUUGGAUGAAGGGCAGUAUACAAAUUUAAGAAAUAAUAAUAAAUAAUAAUAAGCUUGAAAUCUUUUUUUUUGGGGGGGGGGGAACAGUUCUAACUCAAGUUAAAUAUUUGGCCAGAAGGGGAGAAGGAGAAGGAGAAACUGCCUCCCCCCCCCCGCAACAGCAUAUUUUAUUAGGGUACUAAAUCAAGCACAUCAGAUUUCCCCCCCCCCAAAAAAAUACCCAUAGCAAAGCAUUCAGAAAAACCUUUGAAUUCUUUGCAUUCUGGCUUCUUGUUCUUAUAAGAAUGCCUACUAUGAGCUGAACCUAUCUAUAGGCCUGUGCUGCAAAGAAAAGCUGGAUUCACUGGGCUCGUAGUAGAUCUAGUAUUUAUUCUUCUGCCAAUGGCAGCUCUCUGCUUAAUGGUGCAAAGAUCACCUGGCUUCAUGACACACAACAGAUGUGAUGCUGAAGAUGGCUGAAGAAAACAGAAGGACUACAUGGAAUUCAGUCCUUGUGAUUCUGUCCUCUGGGUCUUGGUGAAGCUGGAAAGUUGUUACUGGGAUCUGCUUUUGGAGGGGUAGGGGGAAGCAGUGCUUUGACGCAAUACUCAGCGUUUAUUUUUGUAUUUGUUAGGUAGCUACAGUUGUGGCAAGACUUUCACAGAUCCAUCGAGGUCAUUUUCUCCCCCAUAUUACAAUGGUGGUGGAGACGUCGUAGAGUGUCUCUGGACAAUUGUUUCAUAUUAUAAGAUUCCUAUAGUGCUAACCCUUGAUUAUUUCAGGUAAGUCCUCCGUUGCUGAAAGCUAGUGUUUUGUACUGUCAGCAUCUCGCUUGUACUUUGGCAAUAGGUACCACUGAAGAGGAAAUUAUUUCGUCAUGCUUCCUUUCCUCCUUAAUCUUUUUCUUCACUUUCUGCUUCUCUUUUUCCACACUUACCCCUUUUCAUGUUCUCCUGGUUCUUUCAUCUUUUCUUUUUCUUUAUAUGUUUGCUUGUUUUGAAUAACUAGAGCAAAAGGAUGCAGAAUUGAUAUAAUACAUAAACUGAUCGAUUUGACAUUUUUUAAAAAAUACCUUGUGUAAAUCAUGUAUAAGGGCUUUUCACCUGAGCAGCUUGUUGAUGGAUCAGGUUCGUCUGCAAGGUGUGAGGGAGCUGACACCACCACCCUGUUGUGGGUUACAGGUGUGCCAGUUUAAUUUGUUUUUCAAAAAAUUUCAUCAUUACUGAAAUCACAAAGGAAUAAAAGCAUGCAUAUCCUUAAAGCAUAUAUGUGAAAGAGAAAGAAAGAAAGAAAGAAAGAAAGAAAGAAAGAAAGAAAGAACAUUUUCCAGUUUCAGAGUCCAUUCCAGUUGUUCUGUUAUUUGCAAAGUUAGUAAAAAAUGGCUGGCAAUUCCAUAAGUGCCAGGGAAUCUGGGUCAACUAUGGCCUGCAUAUCUCACUUGGGCUGUUGAAGCUUCUGAGUCUUCAUUCACAAAUUUAAUAAAACCAAUGAGACAUUACAUUAAUCAAAAUGCUACAAUAUUUAGUGCUACAAGGCCUUUAUAUGUCCUACUUAUCUGGGAGCAGGUCUCAGGGAACUCAAGAGUACUUGCUUCCAAUUAGCCAUGCAUAGGAUUUUGCUGUUGAUGUGUUACGACAAAAAAUUAACUGAACUCAAGGGGUCACAAACCGCAGGUGGGAGAGGAGACAGAGUUUUUAAAGUUAAGAAUGUGAGGAGAAAAUGAAAUCAUCAAAAUCAUAUAAAUAAUAAAAUCAUUGUCAUUGUCAUUGUCAUCUGAUACUUUUGAAUGCAGGAAUUUCUUUGCCUUGUACAGUAUGACUAAUGACACUUUUUCCUCCACAGUUUGGACUGUACUCGUGAAUACAUUCAAAUCUAUGAUGGAAUGGUAGAUCAUUCAGCACUACUUGGGCAAAUAUGCGAUGGCCCAAGUCAGGUAUUCGUUUCACGUUCAGGCCUCAUGAAAGUUUUACUCCACAGAGGGUCCUAUCGUGCGGGCUCUGGCUUUUUUGCCUAUUACGAUAUAACAGGUAACCCUGGAACUCAUACAUUUACUUUCCAUGCAGCCGAAUAUUUUUGCUUUUCGUAUGCAGGAAUAGAAUUUUGUAGAUCGGAUUAGAAUUUGACAUUAUGGGCAUUUGCUUCAGGAUUCCAACAGAGGGGCUUUAACGCAGUAAACAAUAGGGUUGUGCAACAGUUCACUAGAUUGGCUUGUAUCUGUACUUGUAAUAUUGGGAAACAAUCUACGCUGCUUCAGAGCCACUCUGUCUUUCCAGUUUGACUUCUUGUUCCGAGUCUGAAUUAGACCUGUUUCUCCCCAUUGAUUAUGAUGGGGAAUUUAAACAUGGCUGAACGUUUUCCCCUUUUCUCCAGGAAUGGAUGACAGAGAAAACAAUGCCUCUCCAGAGAGCAUUAAGCCUGCCAAAUUGCAGGCAGUGCAAGGCCUGGUUUUAUCCCUACUACACAUAUGCAGGUUGGAUGGGGAGCUGAUCUGCGGUCUUACCCUCCACACAUAUGUUCAGUGUCACUGUUUUGAUUAUCUGGAGAAGGCCUGACUCAUCCACAAACUAUUUCUGCUCAACCUUUUCAGUGAAAUUUUGCCUUUUUUAGUCUUCUCAGAUCCAGAACUAUGCUACUCGUAAAAGCUGCCCAAACCCCUAUUUGUUUCCAUGGUUUUUCAUUUUGUUUCCUCCAGUCUUCCUUCAAAUGUUUAUUUUUUCUUCAUAGGGAAAGCAAAAGUGCUAAAUUCGCAAAUAAUUUUUUAUUAAAAAAUCAACAUUUUCACUGUAUAUUUUGGAAAGUUGUUUGUUUCACUAUCCAUUUGGAUACUUCUUACAAUAUUAUAAUGGUUGUUCUGGACAUUAAGGGACAAGUUGGGAUACAAUUGGAUGCCAUUUGGAAUCAAGAUGGUUGCCACACCAUGCAAAUGUAUACUUAUUUCAACCACUCAUUUUACAAUUGCUCCGAUACAAGUUUAAAAUAUAAAUGUGGUUUUGAUUUUAAAAGAGGAAAUAUUUUUUAAAAUCUAGGUUGAAUCUUGACAUCUGCGGGACAUUAUAGCAUUAACAAUUGCUAGAAUGUUGACUGUUUUAUAAAAUGAUGUUUUUUAUUUAUAGAUCUGGCAACCUCACCAGUCCCUGAAUUAACAACAGGUAAUGAAAUCUGCUCACCUUUUUUUUUAAUGUAGGGAAUAUGAAGGUCCCUGGGCAUAACAGUAGGCUUGGCAGAGUAAUGGUCAUAGGUAGUAGUCAACUAAAUUUUACUGAGAGUAUAUCCAUUUAAAUUGAGAGUCCUAACUUAGUCAUGUUCAUUAAUUUCAGUGGGUCUACUCUGACCAAAAUGUAAUUAAAUGAUACCUCAUAAAUGCUCUAGCAUUUGAUAAUGUUGAGGUAAUGAGGUUUUAGCAUGGAAGAGAAAAUAAAGACACAAACCAAAUAAGGAACUAUUGGAAAUUUAACAUUAAGUUAUUGAGAAUCCUGAAAUCCAAACAAGGAGAGAUAAUCUGUUGUAGAAAACAUCAGUAAGAGCAAGGGAGAGAGAAUUAAUUUGAGCUGGAAUCAAGAAGAGAAAGAGACUUCAAAAGGUACAUAUUUUUUUUCAGACUUAGCUUUGCAAAGCUCUAUAUUGAUUUGUUUUGUAAUGCUUUCUUCAGCUAUUUCCCUAAGUUGUGGAACUAACUGAGUACAGAACUGAGAUAUACCAUUCCCAUUUUAAAUCAACACAGACUUUAUUUCGUAUUAGGUAAAAAGUCAUUGAAUAUACAUUAUCUGAACAUCACUUACCUGUCCAAACUUGGGGUGGUAAAUGGGAGCAUAGAUAAAAACAGCAUACUUUCUUGGCAUGCAUUUUAAAAACUAAAGGGGGUGAACCUUAAUGGAAAUGAGUAAGUGAAUGAAAGAAUGAAAGUUUGUUGGAAACAGAUGUAUUUAUUCUUGCUUUGUUGUUGUUGUAAAUAUUCUUUCAUCAUGAGGUGAAAUCUAAUGUUGAAUCAGUGCUUUUUUCUAAAAAAAAUGUUUAGGGGUACUCUCAUUUUCCUACUCAUAUUGAAAUAUCGCCCCUCAAUGAGGCCAAACUUAAAUUCACAAAAUGUUUAGGGGUAUGUGUACCCCUGCGUCCCCCCCAGAAAAAAGCACUGUGUUUAAUCAUAUUCAGGGUAGGUUCAUUUAUUUCAGUGGAACUACUCUGAAUAUGACUAAUGUUGGAUAUCACCUUCUGAUGAGAAGAUGAGAGUAAACAGGAACAAAAUUAGGACAAAACUUGAAAAAUUGUGAUAUCCUGGUUUAUUUUAGUAUGUGUAGAGCCAAAACACUGGAUCCCAAGGGCCACACAUCCUCUGUUUCAUAUAAGGAUAUUUAUAAUUUUCUUCAGAACAGCAGCUAACCUUGGUCAAGAGUCCUCCUAUGUUUCUCUUCAGUGUUCUAAGGAUAUUAGAGUCUAAACACACUUACGUCUCUGUUGCUUGUCCAUUUAUGACAACAUGCUGGGGUGGUAAAAUGCUUGUUAUUCAACUGAACUUUACUCCACAAAUAUUGAUAAAGGUUGCUUUUUUCAUCAAAUUCUUCUCUCACAGCUCCAGAGUUGACAACCGAACCUGUGUAUAGUAAGUUUCUAAUCUAAAUCUUUAUUGUUAUACUUUGUCCAAAAAGGGUAUGAAUUAGAGAGAAGCAAGUCUUCAACUGAAUAAUCAGACAUUCAGUUGCAAAUCUGUUGCCUUCUCUCUGUGUUCAUGCAGUUAAGAAUAAUGAAUAUCCAGUGAAGAGGGCCCUCUUAAAAUAGAAAACAUCUCUGAUCACAACUUGUUAUGGUGUAAAAACACUGCAAUCUCUGUUAACUGAAGGGCUUUACAGGCAUUUGGACUUAUGUCCACCGCCUUUCUCUUCUUCAAGGGAAGACAGAGGCAGCAGGGGUGAUUUGAGAAUAGCCUUCCCCUCAGGCUGUAGCAGGAGCAAUGCAAAACAGGGCACCUCAGUCCUAAUCUCUCUAGGCCAGCGAUGGGACACCUUUGGUUCUUCACUUAAAAGUCCUUGACUUAUAAAUAAAUAAAUUACUUUUCUGUUCUUCUGUAUCUCUUCACUACAUUUGCAUGCAAAAUUCAAGUAUAAGAUAUAAUUUUAACUCUUUUGUGUAACAAGUAGUUCAUUUUUUAAAAUGAACAUAGUAGAAUGUGGAUAUUUAAAUUUGCUGACCAAUGUUCAUCUUUCUUUAGCAACAACUCUUCCUCCAGAAACCACUAGUGAGUACCUACCUUUUUGCAUGUAAUUUUGCCACAGUGAACAGCCAAGGGAAUAAUGUAGUUUCGGGCAGAAGAUACAGCAUGGAAUUAAAACGCAGUGCCUUCUUACAUCCCUUAUAAUAAUGGCAUCUCAGGACCAUCUGAGUACAAUCGUGGUUGAUGCUCUUUGGUGCUGAAAGAAUGCAAAGCAGGAAGACCAACAGCAGAUGGAGCCAGAGCACAGUCAUCUAGGCAGCUUCCUAGUUGUCCCCAUUCUCCUCCUUGCUCAGCUGUACAAAGCUAACACUGAGACUAAGAAGGAGGAAUCUGACCAGAAGUACCACCUCCUGGACUUGCACAUAGGAUGGUGGGCAGGCAGGCAGGGGGAGCGGCUGACAGCAGAAUGAGGUUGGUGGGGCAGUGCCCCAUUUGCUUUCACAAAUCAGCCUGACCCAAAGGUAGAUUAAUAUUUGUUUUGACACAAAGUAGAAACAGAAUAGGCUUUAAGCCUUUGAAAAAUUGCAUAUGCAAACACACACACACAACUGAAAGCAUGGUCAUCUUGCACUGGGAUGUAAAGUUAACAUUUUUGUUCCUUGCUUUCUGAUCAUCGCCUUCUGAGAAAUCCUAUAUUUCCAGCCCCCUGAACUGGGUGUUCCCAAUGUGCCUAGGUGAAAUGUUAGUCCUAGAUGCCUGGGGUCUGAGGGAAGAUCUAAAAUGCAGUGCUAAUGUUGCUGUAGAGGAGAUUACCUCUACCAUACCGUGCGCAUAAUGACAAUUGAGCCUGGCUCUACAAAAUGUUCUGUCUGUGUUCUUCAGUGCCCUUUCAGUGUGGUGGCAUCCUCUCGGAACCAUUUGGAUAUAUCUAUGUCCCUUUUUUAAAAUGAACAUAGUACAAUGUAUCAUUUUUUAAAAUGAACAUAGUACAAUGUGGAUAUUUAAAUUUGCUGACCAAUGUUCAUCUUUCUUUAGCAACAACUCUUCCUCCAGAAACCACUAGUGAGUACCUACCUUUUUGCAUGUAAUUUUGCCACAGUGAACAGCAAAAGGAAUGUAGUUUCGGGCAGAAGAUACAGCAUAGAAUUAAAACGCAGUGCCUUCUUACAUCCUUUAUAAUAAUGGCAUCUCAGGACCAUCUGAGCCAGUGUGGUGUAGUGGUUAAGAGCGGUGGACUCGUAAUCUGGGGAACCGGGUUCGCGUCUCCACUCCUCCACAUGCAGCUGCUGGGUGACCUUGGGCCAGUCACACUUCUUUGAAGUCUCUUAGCCCCACUCACCUCACAGAGUGUUUGCGGUGGGGGAGGAAGGGAAAGGAGAAUGUUAGCUGCUUUGAGACUCCUUUGGGUAGUGAUAAAGCGGGAUAUCAAAUCCAAAUCCAUCUGAGUACAAUCGUGGUUGAUGCUCUUUGGUGCUGAAAGAAUGCAAAGCAGGAAGACCAACAGCAGAUGGAGCCAGAGCACAGUCAGCUAGACAGCUUCCUAGUUGUCCCCAUUCUCCUCCUUGCUCAGCUGUACAAAGUUACACUGAGACUAAGAAGGAGGAAUCUGACCAGAAGUACCACCUCCUGGACUUGCACAUAGGAUGGUGGGCAGGCAGGCAGGGGGAGCGGCUGACAGCAGAAUGAGGUUGGUGGGGCAGUGCCCCAUUUGCUUUCACAAAUCAGCCUCCACCGCAGGAGCCUGUUAGUGAGAACUGACCCAAAGGUAGAUUAAUAUUGGUUUUGACAUAAAGUAGAAACAGAAUAGGCUUUAAGCCUUUGAAAAAUUGCAUAUGCAAAUACACACACAACUGAAAGCAUGGUCAUCUUGCACUGGGAUGCAAGGUUAACAUUUUUGUUCCUUGCUUUCUUUGUUCUCUGAACAAAUGAUCAUCGCCUUCUGAGAAAUCCUAUAUUUCCAGCCCCCUGAAUUGGGUGUUCCCAAUGUGCCUAGGUGAAAUGUUAGUCCUAGAUGCCUGGGGUCUGAGGGAAGAUCUAAAAUGCAGUGCUAAUGUUGCUAUAGAGGAGAUUAUCUCUACAAUACCUUGCGCAUAAUGACAACUGAGCCUGGCUCUACAAAAUGUUCUGUCUGUGUUCUUCAGCGCCCUUUCAGUGUGGUGGCAUCCUCUCGGAACCAUAUGGAUAUAUCUAUGGCCCUGAUUAUCCUGGAUAUGGCAGGCUGGUGCAGUGUGCCUGGGAAAUUAAAGCUCCAAUGUUUUACAGUAGAGUUGUUUUACAGUUUAAAACAGUUGGUUGGAAGUAAGUAUUUGCAUUAUCGUAGUCCUUUCUGUACAUUUGACUGAUUAAUUUCUAAAUCUGUUUUUGCAACCAGUAAAAUGCUCCUAAACAACAUGGAGUUUUGUGCCAUCUUAAAGACCGACACAUUUAAAGACAAACAGCAUUUAAUAUUCUUUAGUCUUUAAUGGCCUUUGGGCAAGACCUUUUACACAGAACCUUCAUUGUUUUUUGCUGCAACAGCCUUACAUGGCUUCCCCUGUGGAUAUGGUCAAAAAUGUUUGAGUCCAAGAUAAUUCUUCAUGUCUAGAACAAUCAAGUGAGGUAGCCAGAAUCACCCAGGACCAGAUAUGGUCGUACCUUGGAAGUCGAACGGAAUCCAUUCCAGAAGUCCGUUUGACUUCCAAAACUUUCGAAAACCAAAGCGUGACUUCUGAUUGGAAUUCAUGGAAGCCCCAUCGGACAUUUGGCUUCCAAAAAUAGUUCACAAACUGGAAUAGUCACUUCUGGGUUUGAGACUACCAGGAGACAAAACAUUCGGGAACUAAGCUGUUCCACUUCUAAGGUAUGAUUGUACAUAAGAAGGCAAUGGGCAAGAUACAAUUCACAGUUUUUCAAUAGUCCCAUAUACGUAUAUACGUGAUAUAGUUCACACAAAUGCCUACAAUGAGCCCCAAUGAAUAAGGGAAUAUUGAAUGGAGAAUAGAGGGGGAGAAUGGAAUGCCUCUCUCACACACAUCCAGGGCUUUUAAUUACUGUGAAGAAUAUGUAUUACUUAGUAUUUUUGUUUUUAUAAUACUUAUUCUGUGACAUUUUAUAUACAUUGCAUUACAUGUACUCAACAACUUGAAUCAAAUUCGAUAGUAUUCAUCACAGCUUGGUAACUUAAAGCUUUCUCCCAAUGCCUGUCUACAUCCAUAUAACUUAUAAUAAUAAUAAUAAUAAUAAUAAUAAUAAUAAUAAUAAAUUUUAUUUAUAUCCCGCCCUCCCCAGCCGAAGCCGGGCUCAGGGCGGCUAACAACAAUAAAACAGUAUAAAAGUAUAGCAAAAACAACACUCUAAAAUCAUUCAUUAUAAAAUUAAUUAAUUCAGGCCACUGGCAACCAUUGGGCCAGAGCUCCGCGAAGAUUGCCGAGGGAGGGAGUCAGGCUGUGCCCUGGCCAAAGGCCUGGUGGAACAGCUCUGUCUUGCAGGCCCUGCGGAAAGAUGUCAAGUCCCGCAGGGCCCUGGUCUCUUGUGACAGAGUGUUCCACCAGAUCGGAGCGACAGCCGAAAAAGCCCUGGCUCUAGUUGAGGCCAGCCUAACUUCUCUGUGGCCUGGGACCUUCAAGAUGUUUUUAUUUGAAGACCGUAAGUUUCUCUGUGGGGCAUACCAGGAGAGGCGGUCCCAUAGGUACGAGGGUCCUAGGCCGUAUAGGGCUUUAAAGGUUAAAACCAGCACCUUAAACCUGAUCCUGUACUCCACCGGGAGCCAGUGCAGCUGGUAUAGCACCGGGUGAAUGUGAUCUCGCAGCGAAGACCUCGUAAGGAGUCUCGCUGCAGCAUUCUGCACCCGCUGGAGAUUCUGGGUCAGUCUCAAGGGCAGCCCCACGUAGAGCGAGUUACAAUAAUCCAGUCUGGAGGUGACCGUCGCGUGGAUCACAGUGGCUAGGUCAGGGCGAGAGAGGUAAGGAGCCAACUGCUUAGCUUGGCGGAGAUGGAAAAAUGCCGCCUUUGUUAUAGCUGUAAUCUGUGCCUCCAUGGAAAGGGAGGUGUCGAAGAUUACACCCAAACUCUUAACGGACGGUGCUGGCACUAAUUGCGCCCCCGCAAGAGAUGGGAGUUGCCCCCCCAAUCCCCUAUCGCCCCGUCCCAGCCACAGGACCUCUGUCUUCGAAGGAUUUAGCUUCAACCGGCUCCCACGUAACCAUCCAGCCACAGCUUCCAAACAUCUGGUCAGUGUGUCUGGGGCCGAGUCAGGAUGGCCAUCCAUCAACAGAUAGAGUUGGGUGUCAUCGGCAUACUGAUGGCAACCCAGCCCAAAACUCCGAACAAGCUGGGCGAGGGGGGCGCAUAAAGAUGUUGAAAAGCAUCGGGGAGAGGAUCGCACCCUGAGGUACUCCACACACCAAGGAGUGGCGCGAUGACAAUUCCCCCCCAAGCGCCACCCUCUGUCCCCGACCAGAGAGAAACGAGCGCAGCCAUUGAAGGACUGUGCCCUGGAUCCCCACGUCGGCAAGGCGGUGGUCCAGAAGUUCGUGAUCGACCAUGUCGAAAGCUGCUGACAGAUCUAGAAGAAUCAGCAGCCCCAACCCGCCUCGAUCCAGCUGUCUACGAAGAUCAUCUGUUAGGGCGACCAGAGCCGUCUCGGUCCCAUGACCAGCGCAGAAGCCGGACUGGAAUGGAUCCAGAGCCGAUGUUUCAUCCAGAAACCCACCAAGCUGUUCAGCAACCGCUCUCUCAAUCACCUUACCCAGGAACGGAAGAUUCGAAACCGGGCGGUAAUUGGAUAGAUCUAAAGGAUCUAAUGAUGUUUUCUUUAAGAGCGGGCGCACCACUGCCUCCUUCAGUUCCCCUGGGAAUGUCCCCGUGCCAAGGGACAAAUUGAUGAUAUCCCCCAGGAGGACCCGCACCUCGUCUGGACAUGCUCUAAUCAGCCAAGACGGGCACGGGUCGAGAGGACAGGUGGUGGGCUUUCCAGCUCGGAGGAGUCUGUCCACAUCGGCUGGGGAUAUCCAGUCGAAGUGGUCCAAUACUGGACCCGAGGACAGUCGAGGGGCCUCCAGUUCCUUUAUUGUAUCCAAAUUGGCAGGGAGGUCAUGGCAGAGCAACAAGACCUUCUCCGCAAAAAGCUCGCAAAUGCCUCACAGCUAAGUGUCAAAUUGUUAUUUAAAUUUGGCUGUCCCUCAAGGGACGUUAAAGACCUGAUUAUACUAAAUAAUUGCGCUGGGCGAGAGCUAGCGGAUGCAAUGGAGGCCGAGAAGUAUGACUUCUUAGCAGCCUUCACCGCCAUCUCGUAGGUUUUCAUAAAAGCCCUAUAAGAUGUUCUUGAGGCUCCGUCACGGGCACCCUGCCAUACUCGCUCUAGCCGUCUGAGGUCCCGCUUCAUUUUCCAGAGCUCCUCGGUAAACCAGGGAGCCCGGUUUCUGUGGGUUUGCAGAGGGCGCUUAGGUGCGAUCUCAUCGAUGGCUGCCAGGAGCUGGGUAUUCCAGCCCUCAACAAGCUCAGUCAAUGAGUCGCCAGGGGGAGCAAGGUCCCGCAAGGCUUGGCAGAAUCUAUCAGGGUCCCCCAAUACCAAUAGGUUAGGGAACUCCAAGGCCCAGCCGGCCACCGCCUCCAAUAGGCCUGACAGGGUGGCUGCUGGUGCGCUAGGUGGCCGGUACACCAGCCAGACAGCCAAGCUCUCCUCGGAGCCCCACACUAGGCCAACACAUUCAAUGCCGGGGAUCGAUGGCGAUGGUAGAGCCAUCUUAGAAAACAUUGCUAAAAUCUGACUGUAAAUGUGAGGCUGACCCCAUAUUUUUUCAAAUACUCAGAUUUAUGGAGAAUGAUUGAGUGUAUUUCCAAUAUUUGGUAAUCAAUUUUUUGCCAGUCUCUCAGCAUAAUCUAACAUGCCAUGUCUUGAGGAAUUGCUAGUUGCGAGGAAUAAAAAUAGAGUUUUUACGUGGCUCCAUUAAUAUGAAUAAUAAAUAAUAACUUCUAAAUUUGCAUCUACAGUUUGAACUGCCGCACAGACUAUAUUGCCAUCUAUGAUGGUGGCCUGGGCUCAUCAAGACAACUUGGAAGAAUUUGCUUGCCUACCCGUCAUGUAUUUAUAUCCACUUCAGACAUAAUGACUGUUGAGUUGUACAGAAAUUCCUUUAACGCAGGACCAUCAUUUACUGCUUAUUACUAUACUACGCCACAAGGUAAAAUGUAAUUUUUAGAGUCACCUAUUAAUCAACAAAUAUAUUCAAUCUGCUGCUUUCAUGAAUGGAUCCUUAUGCUUCUUUAAAAAUUGCAUAAGAAUAUAUAAAAAGAGUCCUGCCUAAUAAGACUGAACAUCCUCGUAGCCCCUCAUUUUGGGAAGUCCAGAAACAGGACUUCAAACCUGUUGCAUUUACUGGGUCUGUUCACACGACGGUUUAUUGUGGACCUGUGCUCACGCAUGCAUGUUUUGCACAGCAUCUACAUGGCACAGUCCUCAUCAAAAUGCAGUCCCAUAUUAUUUUCCUAAUUAAUCCAGAUUGGGUGGGUGUGGAACUGGUAAAUGGUAAAUGUGAUAACGCUAAAUGUGUACUAAAUGGUAAAAAAAUAUGAAACGGCAUGUUGAUAAGGACAUCAGGGCUGGUUUGGGAGGUGACUGGGAUGGCACUGGAUUCUUAUGGUUGGGAAGGAGCUGAAUUUUCCCUAGUGUGGGUAAAUGUUGCUUGAGUAAAGAAGCUUCUGCACCCUGGUCUGCCACUUUUUCGGCCCUUUUGAUUUCAUUUGGGCAAGUACUGGGGACACUUCUGUGGCAGUGAAGUAGAGGGAUUCAUCACCUGAUCUCUCUCUCCAACCCCUCUUUCCACCCUUGGAGAGGAAGAUCCAAUGCCGCCAUUAUUAUUAUUAUUAUUAUUAUUAUUAUUAUAUUUCUUUAUUAUUAUUUAUACCUUGCCCAUCUGGCUGGGUUUCCCCAGCUACUCUGGGCAGUUUCCAAAAAAAGAUUAAAAAUACAUUAAACUUCCCUAAACAGGGCUGCCUUCAGAUGUCUUCUAAACAUCAGAUAGUUGUUUAUUUCCUUGACAUCUGAUGGGAGGGCGUUCCACAGGGUGGGCGCCACUACCAAGAAGACUCUCUGCCUGGUUCCCUGUAACUUCGCUUCUCGCAGUGAGGGAACCGCCAGAAGGCCCUCGGUGCUGGACCUCAGUGUCCAGGUAGAACGAUGGGGGUGGAGACGCUCCUUCAAAUAUACUGGACCGAGGCUGUUUAGGGCUUUAAAGGUCAACACCAACACUUUGAAUUGUGCUCGGAAACGUACUGAGAGCCAAUGUAGGUCUUUCAAGACCGGUGUUAUGUGGUCUCGGCGGCCGCUCCCAGUCACCAGUCUAGCCUUACUCCCUUACUACCAGAGGGCCUUACUGCCCCAGGGGACUAUAGGCUUGAAGGACAAGAGUACAUAUUGGAUUUAUAUUCCCUUCUUUUAUUUGUCUUCUCAUUCCCCAACAAUUCACCUUUCAUUCAUUCAUAAGUAAAUACUAUAUGUUAGAUCAUCUAAUGGUCAAACAAAAUUCACUGCCACAAAAAUGGGGUUUCAAUGUAAUAUAGUUCUUAAUAAUUUUUAUUCCUUUCUUUUGCAAGAAACAACCACAGAACACAUCUUGCAAGAAACAACUACAGAACACAUUUUGCAAGAAACAACCACAGAACACAUUGAUCCUAGUAAGAAGAAUCUGCUAGCUAUUUAAAAGCAUUAGUACAAUAUACAGUUUUGAUUUCACUUUACUGCACCAUUUUUCUCUUACUCUGUUACUUUGUUUCUCUUACGAACUAGCUUCUGUCACCCCGGAAGCAACUACAGAAGCAACUACUGCUGCUGGUAAGAGUCCUCUGACUCCCAUACUAAAGUACUAAAUACUAAUCCAGAGUAUGUACACACAAAUAUCAUAGAACAGGUUUCUCAUGCAGAGCAUCUGCUAACGACAAACCUGAAAAUUAGGUGGUGUGUAUAUUUUAAAGAGCCUGAUCUGUUGAUGGCAAAACACAGACUGUCUGGAGAAGCAAGCACAAAUCUCUUCCAGAGAUUUCCUUGACUUCCAUUUCAUUUGUAUCCCAUUGUCUAUGACUCUGUUCCUCAAGUCUGGUCUUGAAACAAGCAUAGUCACAUCCACCUUGCUGAAACAUCCUCCUUGAAUAUUUGCUGAAAUAUUCUCCUUGAAUAUGGGGCUAAGGUGUCAUGCGAAUAAUUUAUGUUAAUGUGGUAGAUGUUGGAGUCGCCUCUGCAGAGGUUAUUCAGUUCCUCUUAGUACCUGACUUCUAAUCGUUAGAUUGUGGUGACUGUUGUUGCUAUGACACACUCAAAGCUUAGGAACUGAAGUCUCUGCAUAAGACUCAGUUGGCAUGUAAGUGUAAUUAGUGGAGCAACUUUUCCAACCAGAAACCACAGAACCUCUGCCAAUGACAAGACUGAAUCUUUCUCUCAAUAGGCAGGCAGUAUGAAAGAUACCUAGUAGAAAUUUCAUUCAGAAUUUGGGGAAAGAGCUCUUAGGUGUGGUUGCUAGUACAUAUUUGAAACUCUGAAAGUAUUAGUGAUACAUGUUCCAAAGGUAACUGAGUCAAUAUUUCAAAACAAGGAAGAAACUGAACCAACUUUUGAAAAAGAGUUUGGAAAAUUGAAUGGAAAUUGUGUGUGUGUGUGUGUGUGUGUGUGUGUGUAACUGGAAGCAAUAGGUAUCUUGUACUGAGCUGUAUUUGAAAGCAUGUCCAGUGCAAGUAGAUAAAUAGGUACCACUCCGGCGGGAAGGUAAACGGCGUUUCCGAGCUCUGCUCUGGUUCACCAGAAGCGGCUUAAUCAUGCUGGCCACAUGACCCGGAAGCUGUCUGCAGACAAACACCAGCUCCCUUAGCCUACAGAGUGAGAUGAGCGCGCAAACCAGGAGUCGUCCACGACUGGACCUAAUGGUCAGGGGUACCUUUGCCUUUUACUGAGCUGUAUUAGGCAUGGCAUAGCAACCUGGAUUUGGGUAUCAGCUUUAUUCCCCAUUUCCUUUCUUUGAGGGACAAACUAUCACCAGCUUUUUAUAAAUCUUCCAUUUCUAGCCUGAUGCAGUAGUGCUGAGGCUAGAUGCUUCUUGGGUUUGGUGGUCCACUGAAAAAUAUCCAGUGUUAGUUACACUGAGUAGUAAACCUUCAGGCCCUUACUACAAGGAUUGCCUAUAGUGCCACAGAUCCUUUCCCCAAAGAUUCUUGGAAAUUUUAGCUUGUUUAGGGUGCUGAGAACUGAUAGGAGGCCCCCAUUCCCCUCUCAGAGCUACAGUUGUCAGAGUUCCAUGGAUGGUUGUUCAAUGUUUGGCUUAAUAUUAACACAUUCUGCCACAAUCUGAUUGAUUCUGUUCUUUCUUACUAGUUCUAUCCACAACUGGAGAACCGACCACUAUAGUCACACAGUGUAAGUCUGCAUGUAGAAACUUCUUUUGUGACCACACAGGGAAAUAAGACACACAGAUUGGGUGAACUGAACCACAUUUAAUUUAACACUGCAAAUUUGCAGAAGGGAACCAAGGUCAACCUCAGACAUCUCCCUCUGCUCUCAUGGAGGGAGAUCUGAUUAUUUCUGUGGCCCACAAGGAAGUUCCCUCAAGGGGCACAGGGUUGCUGGGUUCAUUGGGUAAAAAUACUGAUGAAUAUUAAUAGAUAAUAGUGACAUGCCUAUUUCUUACCAAUGCAUAUCAAUGUUUCUCUUUCUUUGUGAACAGCUUCUUCUACUCCUCCUGGUGAGUCCUACUUUUUUUAUUCCAAGUCUGAAUCUUUCUCAAUAGGCAUGAAGUAUGAAAGAUACAUAGUGGGAAAUCGAUUAAGAAUUGGGGGGGGGGAGCUCUUAGGUGUUGUUGCUAGUACAUAUUUGAAAGUCUGAAAGUAUUAGUGAUAUAUGUUUCAAAGGUAACUGAGUCAUUAUUUCAAAACAAGGAAGAAAUUGAACCAACUUUUGAAAAACAGUUUGGAAAAUUGAAUGGAAAUUGUGUGUGUGUGUGUGUUUGUGCAAGAAACUGGAAGCAAUAGAUAUCUUCUAGUGAGCAGAAUUAGGCAUGGCAUAGCAACCUGGCUUUUGGGUACAACUGUGUUCCGCAUUUCUUUUCUUCUAGGAACAAACUACCAUCAGCUUUUUAGAAAUCUUCCAUUUCUAUCCUGAUGCAGUAGUGCUGAGGCUAGAUGCUUCUUGGGUUUGGUGGUCCACUAAAAUAUAUCCAGUGUUAGUUAUACUGAGUAGUAUACCUUCAGGCCCUUACUACAAGGAUUGCCACUUGUGCCACAGAUACUUUCCCCAAAGAUUCUUGGGAAUUUUAGCUUGUUAAGGGUGUGGAGAAUUGUUAGGAGGCCCUCAUCGCCCUCUCAAAGCUACAGUUGUCAGAGUUCCAUGGAGAGAAGGUUUGGUUGUUCAAUGUUUGGCUUAAUAUUAACACAUUCUACCACAAUCUGAUCGAUUCUGUUCUUACUUACUAGUUCAAUCCACAACUGGAGAGCCGACCAUUAUAUUCACAGAGUGUAAGUCUGCAUGUAGAAACUUCUUUUGUGACCACACAGGGAAAUAAGACACACAGAUUGGGUGAACUGAGCCACAUUUAAUUUAAUACUGCAAAUCUGCAGAAGGGAACCAAGGUCAACCUCAGACAUCUCCCUCUGCUCUCAUGGAGGGAGAUCUGAUUAUUUCUGUGGCCCACAGGACAGUUCCCCCAAGGGGCACAGGGUUGCUGGCUUCAUUGGGUAAAAAUACUGAUGAAUAUUAAUAGAUAAUAGUGACAUGCCUAUUUCUUACCAAUGCAUAUCAAUGUUUCUCUUUCUUUGUGAACAGCUUCUUCUACUCCUCCUGGUGAGUCCUACUUUUUUUAUUCCAAGUCUGAAUCUUUCUCAAUAUGCAUGAAGUAUGAAAGAUACAUAGUGUGAAAUCGAUUAAGAAUUGGGGGGGGGGGUGAGCUCUUAGGUGUGGUUGCUAGUACAUAUUUGAAAGUCUGAAAGUAUUAGUGAUAUAUGUUCCAGAGGUAACCGAGUCAUUAUUUCAAAACAAAGAAGAAAUUGAACAGACUUUUGAAAAACAGUUUGGAAAAUUGAAUGGAAAUUGUGUGUGUGUGUGUGUGUGUGUGUGUGUGUGUGUAAGUUACUGGAAGCAAUAGGUAUUUUGUAGUGAGCUGUAUUAGGCAUGGCAUAGCAACCUGGCUUUUGGUUUUCUUCUAGGAACAAACUACCAUUAGCUUUUUAGUAUGAAAGAUACAUAGUGGGAAAUUGAUUAAGAAUGGGGGGGGGAGCUCUUAGGUGUGGUUGCUAGUACACAUUUGAAAGUUUUAAAGCAUUGGUUCCAAAGGUAACUGAGUCAUUAUUUCAAAACAAAGAAGAAAUUGAACAGACUUUUGAAUAAUGUUUUUUGGAAAAUUGAAUGGAGUGUAAGUAUAAUGUAAGCAUAGGUCUGCAUGCUUGAAACAUCUUUUGUGACCACACCGGGAAAUAAGACACACACAGUGAGUAAACUGGGCCACAUUUAAUUUAACACUACAAAUCUGCAGAAGGGAACCAAGGUCAACCUCAGACAUCUCCCUCUGCUCUCAUGGAGGGAGAUCUGAUUAUUUCUGUGGCCCACAAGGAAGUUCCCUCAAGGGGCACAGAGUUGCUGGGUUCACUGGGUAAAAAUACUGAUGAAUAUUAAUAGAUAAUAGUGACAUGCCUAUUUCUUACCAAUGCAUAUCAAUGUUCCUCUUUCUUUGUGAACAGCUCCUUCUACUCCUAUUGGUGAGUCCUACUUUUUCAUUACAAGGCUGAAUCUUUCUCAAUAGGCAUGAAGUAUGAAAGCUAAAUAGUGGGAAAUUGAUUAAGAAUGGGGGGGGGUAGAGCUCUUAGGUGUUGUUACUAGUGCAUAUUUGAAAGUUUGAAAGCAUUCGUGAUAUAUGUUCCAAAGGUAACCGAGUCAUUAUUUCAAAACAAAGAAGAAAUUGAACAGACUUUUGAAUAAAGAUUUUGGAAAAUUGAAUGGAAUGUAAGUAGAAUGUAAAGACUCUCCUCAUGCAAGAGAGGGGAGUGAUUGUGGUCGGGAGCCGGGCUCCGCCUCAAGCAGGGGGUGUUAGUCCCCUGCCUCCCACUCACCUGGCUGGCGCCCACGCCCACGGGCAGGCACCCAACCAGGUGCCUGCGAGGGGGCGUGUUUAGCAGCCUAAAUUGAUGCGGCGCCAGCCUUCCGGCCUCACUUUUCGUCGUCCCGUCGCAAGUCACCCACCCUCCACUCCCUUAGAGCUCAGGGUCUCAGUUUCUUCUGGCCUUGCUAUGGACCUUAGGUUGGUCGCCCUGGUUGUUCAGGGGGCCUGGUAGGAAUUUUUCUAUUUGCCAUUAGGCUUUGUGGUUUUUUCGCCUACCUCGUAGCAAUCGUCACAACUUUCGUGGUGUUGGUGGGUAGGUUAGGCAUUGGAAUAAUGUGUUGUGGUGUGUCGAAGGGCUAGGUGUGGCCAUCGCCUGCGCCUUCAAUUUUUGGGUAUUCCGUUAAAGGAAUCCGGCAGUCGUGUAUUCUGUCCGGUGCCUGCGUGGCAGGAGGCCAUGGCACGACCCUCGGUGACAUCAGGGGAGAGCUUAUAGUUGGAUUAGCAUCAACAGGCUCCACCUACUGGUGAAUAACCCCCCCCCCUGUUUUUAGACUCACCCCUCUCUGAGGGGGUGGAGUCCGCUGACGUAAUCCAGUGCCUAAGCCAAUACCUUUUCACUUGCUGUAAUCAAUAAAGUUGUGGCCUUUUCUUGCCCAUUAACCUUAUAUCACGUGUCCUUGUGUUUUCAUUCCACUACGCGGGGAUCGGGUCCUCGAACCACAAGCAUAGGUCUGCAUGCUUGAAACAUCUUUUGUAACCACAUAGGGAAAUAAAAUACACAGACUGGGCGGAAUGAGCCACAUUUAAUUUAACACAACAGAUCUGCCGAAGGGAACCAAAGUGCACAAUACUAUCUUCAAAUAGCAAACAGGGUGAACCGACUCUGACAAGAAUAAGAGGCAUCAUUUCACCUUAAGCCCCAUAGCUUAGAUGGGGUUUUACAGGUUGGCCUCAAAGGUACUUCUUAUUCUGUCAGUGGGUCUCACAACUCAGAAGGCAAGGCUCAGAAAAGUACCUAAGGGUGCUCACCAAACCUUAACUACCCGAUAACUAAUUAAUUAACCUAUUUAACAACAAAGUGAUUUACAACCAACUAAACAGACAGGCAACUCUCACCCAUGAGAUGAAGUAAAACCAAGAGGAAAGAGAAAUGCAUUAAAAACAUCCUGCCCACAAAUAUAUUAGUAAUUUAAUAGGGGCAAGGAUAUUGGAGGCCUCCAGCUUCAACCUAAAAGGGCCAAUUAUUUGCUUAUUAAUAACAGAAGGAGAGAGUUAAUGCAAUCAAGUUGGGGGAGGGAGGGAGGAAGAGUUUAAAUUAAGCUGGAUUUCAUUUCAGAUUUCUCUGUACAAAAUUCUAUUUUGGCUUACAUGCACAAAAUAUUGUGUUUUCUAGUAUGUGGUGGCUAUCUCUCCCUUCCAAAUGGAUCUUUCUCUGGACCAUAUUAUCCUGGAAACGGUGCAAUUAUACAGUGUAGCUGGGAAAUUCAAGUGAGCCCUGAUAGACAAAUAGUUCUCCAGUUUUCUUAUAUUAGGUAAGUGUAAGGAACUGAAUGUUUUUCCAUUUUCCACAGGCACCUGCACAUGAUGUUAAUUCAUGGUUUUGUCAUUACCUGAAGACUUUAAUAGGCUGUGGGUGACUGUUCUUCUCUGUGCUUGAAAAGAUAGAUGUGUUGAGGUGUUUGCCUGAAUUUGUAAGCACCAAACUUUGUAGGGAGGUCAGAAUGUUUAUGCAAGCCCUGCCCUUAACCUGGCUGUCUGCUUUGCUCCUUCCCUCUCAGCCUCCAACCUUCUCUGUGUCGCACAGGGAGGGUCUGCAUAGAAUUUCUACUUGUAUUCACUUGAACACAAGCAGAACUCUCUGCAUGAGGGACCCUGAUUCUAUCCAACAAACUUAGCAUGUGAUAGCCAUCAGAUUAAAUCCUGCUAACUGAUCAUGCAGUUCUGCCCUACACGAGAUGAAAUCCCAUACAAAUUAAAAACCUUCCAAAGAAAAUACAUCAUAAACACAUUUUUAUUACAAACUCUACAAGUGGUAGAUAUUGGCCCUUUCCUGAAAACAAAAGGGUCCACUUUUUAAUGCUUUCUUAGGAAAUAUGAAGGACAGGCCCUUUCACUGAGGCAUUGAAAGAUGAGUAAAAAAGACAAGUAUUUUGUGAAUCUUGUCUUUAAAGCAAAUUAUGCUGUUCCAGCCAGAGGAGACAUCAUUCAAUAGCAAAGUGGUUAAAUUGUAUGCAUAUAUAUUUGAAUUCUUUGAAUAAAUUUGUAAAUUUGAAUGUUUGAAUUCUGGGCAUUUUCAGGAGCAAGGCUGGGAAAGACCUAUAACUGUGACACUGGAAAGCCAUUGCCAGGUGGAGCAGACUGUACUGGACGUAAUGGGCCAGAGGUCUGACAUGACCUUGAUAUGUACAUAGGCACGCCACUCUUUUAGGCUGAGCUAAUCUGAGAUACAUCUGAGAGCCUCAUCAGCCACCUAGCUUAUCACUCAGCUGACAUUUACUGAACCAUCUCCAUAGUAUCAUAGAUGUAGUGUGGGGUUCUCACAGGCAGAACCAAUCAUAACAUUACUUUAAUAUGUUCGGAAUUCAGGUCAGCUCCACUGAAUCUAUGUAUUUACCUUUAUAUUUUGGCAUAUGUGUCACCAAAGAGAGAAUCAAAGGGUGCUUGAAUGUUCACUUGAAUGUUCAAUGUGGCAUCUUUGCUCCUCAUAUGUACAUGUUAUUUGCAGUGUCCAAACAUUGUCAUUGUCAUCAAAAUGCCAGCCCAUAUCUGCCCCCUCCUGGAUUUAUUAUUUCCAGGGAAACCCUGAUAAGUAAAGAACGACAACGCUAUUGCCAGUGAAUCAUUUGUGAUAGUGACCCAUUAUGAAAUUGAACCCCCAUAUAUAAGCAACCUAUGUAACUUUUCUUUACUUAAUGUGAAAAUCUGAUGUAUGAAAUGAUGGCAUAAUUUUAUACACAAAGAGUGACUUGUUGACCUACCUUUAUACAGUCUGGACUGCAAUAAAGAAUAUAUUGUGAUCUUCGAUGGGUACCCGUAUGACUCCACUAUUCUUGGAAGAACUUGCUCUGGCAUCUAUCUCAACUAUACCUACAUAUCAACUUCCAACACAAUGACUAUUCUGCUGCACAGAGAUUCAUAUUACUCAGGAGAUGGGUUUUAUGCUUCUUACUAUUCUAUUCCACUAAGUAAGAGUUAUCUAUUUAUCUAGUUCUAUGACAUUUCUAGUAUCUGUUGUGUUAGAUUAAUGUUGUUCUGGUUUGAGGAUGCAAUGUAAGCUGAAAAUCAACAUAUGUCUUGGACAGAGAUGGGGAACUUGUGGUUCUCCAGAUGGUCUCCAACUCCCAUCAAUCCCUGCCAGCAUAGGCAAAGAUCAGGGAUGAUGUGAGUUGUGAUCUAGCAACAUUGGGUGGGCCACAGGCUCCCCACCCUUUGUCUAGGAUCAUACCAACAUACAAACCCAUAGGCUGGUCGGAUUAUGGCACAGUUUCUGUGACUUAUCCAGAGAUGAAUAGGAUAUUUACUUUGCUUAACUUUCCUGUUUGCAUGAAAGGUAUCAGUUUGCAGUUGGAUAGAUCAAAGGUAUUUUUCCUGUGAGGGACCAAAGUAAGAUCUGAAUGCACAAUUUUCUGCCAUGUUAAAAUUUCUAGCCCCUUGACAUGCACACUUUGACGAAUAAGGCGAUGCUUCACUUUAGCAACAACUGAAGCAGCGUCUCACCACUGACACCUUUUUUUGUUAAUGUUGUAGGAGAAUAUUUUAUUCCACCAGGCUUUUUGUAUGUUUUAAGCAUCCUGAUUUACUUGCAUUUCACUUUAAAUGUUCUCCCUUUAAUUGUAUUGAUAUUUUUUUGCUGUAUAAAUAAGGCGUGUGCACGCGCGCGCACACACACACACACACACACUGGUGACUUUUGUCAGUGAAGAAUAGCUGCCAUAUGUUCCUAGGUUAUUGGAUAUAUUACUGCUAGGAUCUUAACAUCAGUGUAAUAGUACUUUUAUUGUACUAUUUGUUUACCUAAAUAGGAAUAGAAACAACUACUGAACCACCUCUCAAUGAAUCAACAGCUGGUAAGACCUUGUUCUUUUUCUUUUAUGUCAUUCAUUUUAAAUGCUCUCCCUUUAAUUGUAUUCUUGUAUGAUUAAUGUGUGUGUGUUUGUUUGUGUGUGCGCGCGCACACACACACUGACGACCAGUCAAUGAAAAAUAUCUGCAAUAUAUUACUAGGUUACUGGAUAGAUGACUGCUGGGAUCUCGAUAUCUUCAGUGGACUAUCUGUACUAUUUAUUUUGGUUCCUUUAAUAGACUUAACAUUUGAAUCAAGUGCUAGUGAAGCAACAACUGAUAAGAUGUUUUUCCUUUUCUUCUGUGUCUUUUGUUAGGUAAUAAGGCAAAUGGUUAAACAUGACACUCAAAGAAACUAGAUGCUUCUUUUCACAGUUGUGUGAUUUAGGCAUCUCUGAGCUUGCAGAGGAUUGCAUGCUCAAGAUCCAGGGAAGCUGUUCUUCACCACAGAUAUAUCUGAAACUACUUGGUUUCUGCUAUCUUCUCUCUGUUGUGGAAAAGAAGCAGUAGAUUUUACUCCUCCGGGAAUGGCAUUAGAUUACACAGUAGAGGCACUCAGAAAAGAACAUCUUUCAUAUACUUAAAUCCCAACAAACUGGAGUAUAAGCAACACUGUUUGUUUGUAUAAUGGUCUUUGUCAUGGUGGAAGGGUGUAGCAGGUGAGGGCACAGAACUCAAUGUUGUGACUACCGUUUCCCAACUUUUUACCAUUUAAAUGCGAAUUAGACACAAAUUGAUCUCCCUUUUGUUUUGUUUUUCAUUUGUACAGCUCUUCCUACAAGUUUAGCACCAGUUCCUGCAAGAAGUAAGUUCCGAUUUCUCCCUAAAACAUGCAUGUGAGAAUCACAGAUUUUGCUGAUUUGGGAUGCCUAGCUGAAAAGUCUCUGUGUUCAAAGGAAAUAGUGAAACUGAGUAUUCCCUCCCAAAUACUUCAAAUUUCUGAAAAUGUGGUAAAGCUGUUUCAUGGCAGCUUCAUUAUGAGCUCAAACAAGCCCCCGCUUGCCUGACAUAUCAUUCACCAAGGUUGCCCCUACUCAUAAGUAAAAUGUAAAAAACAUUACACUAUUUAAUAUGGUUUCUAUGUGCCCUCAUUCAGCGCUUUCGUGUUCUGGAGAAUACAUGCUUGCACGCAUCAGCAGGGACUAUCUUGGGUUGCUGGGCUACAAUGCAAGCGAAGUAUCCCUGAAUACUUCAGACCCUUUCUGCACACCUCAGAUUACUCAAGACUAUGUGGUCUUCGAGAUACCAUAUAGUGGGUGUGGCACAGUAAGAAAGGUAAGACAAUGAGUUCUUAAAAAUAUUGUCAGUAUCCAAUGCACUUGUUCUGUUUGUGCAAGGAUUUUUGCAUGUGCUAUGGAACUUCUCCUCUAUCCUCUCCCUGCACAUCUCACACCCUCCUCAAAUCUAUUUCAGGGUUGUUGGAAACCCCAGAAGAGAUUUAAGGGGCUGUGGUCAAAGGAGGGGAUAAAGUUCUGCUGCACAAGCUUAAAUCCUUGCAAUGAUGGAACUAGUUACUCAGUACCACGUUGGGUACUGCACAUUAUCUGUUAUCCGGUUCUUAUCUUUGUAACAUUACCCUGCUGUUUAAAGUUUGGAAAAGUAUUUCACCCACCUUUUGGCUAUAACAUCUGAAUGAUCUGGCUUAGAGAGAGCCUUGGGAAAUCCAUGCUGCCUCUUCUCCACUCUGCCAUGGAGCUAGUUUCCUCUUCUUUUUUCAACUAUAUUUCUAAGAAAUGUCAGCGCUGCCCUUCAUAGACUUUGACACCAUUGAACGAUGUGUUUAAUUCAGACGUGAAACUACCAAUUUCAGAACUUGGGUUAAAUAGCAAGUAGCAAUAUGCCACACCAUUUAAAGCAGACCGUAUUGUGGGUAAUUCCUGACAUUUCUGUUAAUCAUAGGAAAUACAGGAGUGGGGAAAUUGCUCCAGAAAGAGUAAGUGGUAUAAGGCAGGGGGAAAGCGUUAUGUUCCUGAGAUUGUCCUCCACUUUUAGAAAGCCAGUAAAUUAGGGGUAGCAUUAUGAUCACGCUGCCUGGCCCUUUGAAUGCUUUGCAUUAUGCUCAGCUUUUUCACUUCUGAGGACAAAACCCGUCAUGUUAAUACACACAAACAAGCAAAUAAACUCAGUUAUUCUUAAAGAAACCCAUAGCAUUUUAAAGAUAAAUGUCAUAAAAGUCAGAUAUUUGUUGGUAUAUUAAUUUGAAUUAAAAGAUGUAGCAAUCUUUCUGCACUUUUCUGUGUUUCUCUUCUCAACUACUGAAUGCAUUAUAUACUUUUAUCUUUCUUAACUUUUUCAGUGAGAAUGCAAUAAAAUUCCAGAUUAUAUAAGGUGGUUUUUUUUAAUGGUAAUGUCUGAAAUAUCAGCACAUUCUAAAGUGGUUAAGUAUAUUGGGUGUGUUUUAUAUGACAGGUCCUAAUUUACACAUAUUAUUGACAUAGAUCUUUCUCCCCUGUCCUUUAGCAGUCAAAUAAUGACACCAUCACCUAUUCCAACAUAAUCAAGACAUUAGCCGCUGGUUACAUCAUUACAAGAAGGAAAAACUUCCAAUUUCAUAUUAUGUGUGAAAUGAACGCAAUGACUGUUGUAGAGACGAUGUUUGUUGCCCAAAAUUCCAUUGACAUUACUGAAAGAAAACUUGGCAACUACAGUGUGGCGCUUUCAUUCUAUGAAUCAUCAUCCUUCAACAUUUCAGUUCGCAGUUUUCCAUACUUUGUGUACCUCAACCAGGUUCUCUAUCUCCAAGCUACUCUCAACAGUUCUGAUCCGAACUUAGUACUAUUUCUAGACACAUGUGUAGCAUCUCCAUACCCUGGUGACUUCAGAACUCUGACCUAUGACUUAAUCAAGAAUGGGUGAGUAUAUUUUAGAUAAGCAUGUUUAGAUAUCCACUUAUAAGAAGGGCUUUCCUUUUGGCUUAUAUGACAGCAGAGUUAAUACUAACCAUGCAAUGCCAUUCACACUCACCUGGAAUAAACCAUACUGAGCUCAAUUGGAUUUCUGCAUAGGCACAUAUAGGAUUGUACUUAAAGGUUUCUUUGUGGUAUGAACAAGUGGAGUUGCUUUACUCUCAAACUGACUCUGAAAUUCACUUUUUAAUUCUGACAUCAUAUUUCUUAAGAAAAUCUAUAAAGAGUUGCAGAGCCUACUUGCUAUUACUUGUUCCUGAAUAUAAUAAUAAAUAUGGUUGUGUGCUGCUAACUCAUUGUGUCAUCAGUCAAAGAGUCUUAGACAAAAGCAGGGGAGGCAAAUACUUGUUAUCGCAAUGGCCAGCCUGCAUGCAGGACCUCUUCCCAAUUGCUUCCCAGUAACUGGUAUUCAGAAGCAUACUGUCUUUGACAAUGGAGGCAAAGCAGAGCCAUCAUCACUAGUACCUUGAUAGUUGAAUCCUCCACAAACAUCUUAUGGGAGUGAAUUCCAAAGUUUAACAAUGUGCUGUGCUGUGUGAAGUACUUUCCUUUGUCUGCUCAGAAUUUUCUAACUUGAAGUUUCGUCAGAUGGGCCCAAGUUCUGGUAUUUUGAGUAACUGCUUUCACAUACGCUGAGUCUAUCUUCCGUUUUAUUCUCUGAAAUCCACCAUCCACUUAUUGAUAUUUCUUCUCAUCCUUCUCCAGCAUGGUCUUUAGUCACCAAAGAUAACAUACUUCAGAACUCCAUAAAGGAUUCAUCUAAAGUAAUUAUGUAAACAAACUUGGUUCUUUUAUUUUCAGAUGUGUGCGAGACCCAACCUUCUUAAAUCUGAGUGAACUCGGAUUUAACUCAAGCAACAAUCAAGUUCGUUUCAAGUUCAACUCUUUUAAGUUUCUUUAUGAACAUAAUCAAAUUUAUCUGCAAUGCAAACUAGUAGUAUGUAAGGCAUAUGAUUACUCAUCCCGAUGCUACCAGGGAUGUUUAACUAGAAGGAAGAGGGAUACAGAUGAACCUCAGGAUAAAGUGGAUGUGGUUGUGGGACCAGUCAAACUGCAGAAAGAAACCAUUGAAGACAAAGGACAGGGUAACUUUUAUUUUUGAUUCCUUUUUUUGCUACUUUUUUCUGAUGAUUGCAGACCAGGAUUAAAAUAAAUGCCUGGACACAUUUGCUGCGUUGAAUAACUACCAUUUUAUUGAACAUUAAACCAAAUUUGCAGAGGGAAACUAUAGGUGUGGGAAUGAACAAAUCAGGAAAUCACGUAGGUUUAAGACAAACCAAUCCCUUGCUGGGUCAAUGGUAAACCAUUUUGUUUACUCCUUACCCCAGCCACACCCUGACUGUGAGUUGGGAGCCCUGCAUUCACCACCACCCCUUUGGGCCCCCAAACUCCAGGUGGAUUAGGCUAGUUGACUUCAGAAGAAGUCUCUCUCCUAUCUCCAAGCCCUGCAGGCCUCAGAAACAAACAGUCACCCCAAAUGGAGCCUAAAGGGAUCACCAAGCUACCCUAUCAAGUUCCCCUUGUGGCACCUAUGUGCCAAAGUGAGCAGAUUAUUUUAAGAAAAAACAACACUCAAAUGGUCAGAUUAACCUGUAACGCAAGCAGAACCUAUAACGCAAGCAAGUCAAGAGCCAGAUGAACCUGUCAGCCAUAAUAGCCUAGUAUUAAGGCACUGCACCUAAACCGUCUCCCAUCCCACUUUACAGUAUGGCAUAGGCAAAAACUCCAGCUGCAGAACAAGGCAGGUGGGCUCAAAAAUCCUACUUGGCCCUGAAGCAAAUCAUACUGUGAUGGAGGUUGGGAGAGAGGGUGGGUGCCAGAUAAAACAGAGGGGGAAGGGGAGGGGAGGUGGGCUUUUAAAAGGCUCUGUCACUCCCCCCCCCCCCCGAGUGCUGUCAUGCUAUGGUACAGCUUGAGACUCAGAUGCAAACUCCCACCACCACCCAAAGCAAUCUGGGCGGUGGAAUAAUGAUUUUCAAAAUAUAUUCCGAAGUAUCUUGAAAUAAUAAUUACUCAAGAACAAAGUGUUGUUAAAAUAUUCUACUACUUUGUUCAAAUAAUAUUAAAACCAAUAUUUAUUCCUAAUUUGCCUGCCAAAAGCAUAGUAACAUAACACAAUGAAAUCUCAUUCUGUGUUGCUUCCACUCUUCGGGUAACAUUUCCCUAAUGGGCAACUUUUUGAGAGUCACAUGCCACUGAUGCAUGGAAAGAUAAUGUAAAGAUGGGCAGAAUAAAGAAUUUGACUCUUAUGUUUGGAACAUAGGAUGCUGCCUUAGACAAAGCCAGGCAAUUGUCAAUCUAACUCAGAGUUCUUUAGAUGGACUCACAGUGACUCUCCAGGGUUUCAGACAGAGGUCUUCUCCAGCCCUAUCUGAAGAUGCCAGGAAUUUGACCUGAGCCUUCUGCCUUCAAAGCAGUUGUUGCCAUUCAAAGACGAACUUGCCCUCUAACAAAACUAAUAUAUAUACAUUUAGAUAAAGGUACAAAGUGUUUUCCUUGUAUGUUUAUAUUGCUGUAACUUGCCCAGGGAUCUUAUGGGGAAGAACAGGUAAGAAAUCUCAUACGUACAUACAUACAUACAUACAUACAUUAUCUGAAAAAUUGUUCCAAACUGUGUUUUUUUAUUCUAUUUACAGAACUGGCUAAGAGUAUGAAUCUAGAAAAGAAAGAAGCUCUCAGCCCACUUGCUGUUACUACUGUACUUUUGGCAGCCAUGGUCUUUGUUCUGUCUGGCUUACUUAUAAGCAGCAAACUGAGAAGGAAAAACUAUCUCCAAAUCUACUGAUACCAAUGCGUCAGCAAGAUAUACAUUCAGCACUUCCUACACAAAAACAAAAACUGCAUCAUUCGCAUGUAUUUCUGAAACUUAAAUCCAUAGACAGGCACAUCUGUAGUUGGGCACAUUUACUGGUAGCUUAAAACACAGCCCAGUUCAAUCAAAGUACCAGGAUCAAAUAUGUAUUCUGAUCAAAAUCAUUGCCUAUAUCCAGCUAUUUUGACUUAAUGGCAUUGUGGAAUUGCUCUCAUUCUCCUUUUAAACAUUCCCCCCUAUCUUCUAUGGAUAUAGUUAACUUCCAUUGUACUUCCCAAAACCAUUCUACAUAUAAAUAUUAUACAUGCCAACUUCAUAUGUCAGAGAUGCAUCAGGACUAUAUUUCAAAGGAGGAUUUGUUGUGACUCUUCAGUUAAUAUUUAGGAGCUGAAAGGCAAACUGCUGAAGUUUAUUGGAAUCAUUGGAAACAGACAUAGGAAAUGUGCUUCAUAAUACAUAGCUGAACAUGCUCCAGCUAUGUCGAUUUUGAAAUGAUACGUUUGAUAUUCUCUUUUGACUAGUGUGGAAUCUCUGUCACAAAUGUGCACAAGCAGUUUGGCUUAUGGCCUGAUUCACUAGCCAGUUCAGUCAGAGAAUUUCAUGUUCAGUUCCAUUUAUCUUACAAUUAGUUUAAAUCCUAGGAUGUUUUUGUUAAUUACUUAAGCAAAGGAUCUCACAAUCCAACUUUUCUCUGUCACUAUUCCAUUAUGCUAUUUCUGCUUCUUUUGAAAAGCAAACUACUGCUUUGCCCCAUUGUGCUUUGGGAGAAAUUUCAGAUGACCACGUUACCCUUUCACGUGGCAAUUCAUGCUGUCACACUGAUGCAAAUAACAAACCCAUCAUUUGUAGGAAGCAUAAAACAGAUUCAGGGUUUGUUGUUGCAUUUUGCUAACUGAAGGUAAAGAGGCAUUCGGAGUCCACAUGGUGACUGACAGAAUAAUAAGAACAGAAUUAUAAUCUCAAGCAACUCCCAAGGAAAGGGUGGCCCAUAAAACUGAACAGAUAGUUAUAGGGUUUUAUGAUGAAUUCAGGAAUAGAAAAAUCUGUUUCAUCAAUGUAAUGCCAAAUUAUAUGAAGUUGCAUUUUGCUGCCAACUACUUUGCAAUAAAAUUACUACAUCUUUGCAAGUUAG
This is a messenger RNA of Podarcis lilfordi (Lilford's wall lizard), 35766 nucleotides long. The record is from the annotation of a GenBank genome assembly. NCBI's taxonomy places the organism in Eukaryota, Metazoa, Chordata, Lepidosauria, Squamata, Lacertidae.